Ahaetulla prasina is the source of this 7280-nucleotide messenger RNA. RefSeq names its product contactin associated protein family member 5 (gene CNTNAP5). The record is from RefSeq and is a predicted model, not a curated record. NCBI's taxonomy places the organism in Eukaryota, Metazoa, Chordata, Lepidosauria, Squamata, Colubridae. The transcript has 24 exons. The coding region runs from base 190 to 4119 and encodes 1309 amino acids.
CUUUGGCGCUAAGGAGCUUCUUUGGCGGAGGCUUAGGAGAGAGAGGCGCCUUCUCUCGCCGCCUCGCCUCGGUCUUUCCAACAGGCUCUGGAUGUCGGAUGGGAGUAAAUGAGCCUAGGCAAAGAAACCAAGCCGGAGGAGCCGCGGUUUAAAAUUGGAGAUUAAGGAGGCAAAGAUAGCCCGGGGGCAAUGGAGCCCGGGGCCCAACUCUUCCGCGCGGUGACUUUGCUGCUGCUCAGCGGCUGGCGUUUCGGCUUCGCGGCUUCCAUCUAUAAUUGUGAAGAGCCACUGAUACUGUCAUUACCUGCAUCCGCUUUUGAUAGUUCAUCCAAACUCUCCAAUAACCACAGCCCCAGCUUUGCGAAACUCAUCAGACGGGACGGAGCUGGUGGCUGGUCUCCUUUGGAUUCUAGUAAGGAACAAUGGCUCCAAAUUGAUCUGGGAGACAGAGUAGAGAUUACAGGCAUUGCUACUCAGGGAAGAUAUGGAAGCUCAGACUGGACCACAAGCUACAGUCUAAUGUUCAGUGAUACUGGUCGCAACUGGAAGCAGUACAGACAGGAGGACGUAAUCUGGGUUUUCCAAGGCAAUGUCAAUGCUGACAGUGUGGUCCAGCACAAAUUCCUUCACUCUGUUAAAGCUCGCUUUGUACGCUUUGUGCCUGUGACAUGGAACCCGAAUGGAAAUAUUGGUCUGCGGGUUGAAGCUUUCGGAUGCUCAUACAAAUCUGAUGUUGCAGAUUUUGAUGGGAGGAGCUCCCUCCUCUACAGAUUCAAUCAAAAGCUGAUGAGCACCUUCAAAGACGUGGUUUCCCUGAAGUUCAAGAGCAUGCAGGGAGAUGGGGUCCUGUUUCAUGGUGAAGGGCAGCAUGGAGAUUACAUUACUCUGGAGCUGCAAAAUGGGAAGCUUUCCUUGCACAUCAACCUGGGAGAUGCCAAGCUUCGUUUUGGCAACAGCCAUACCUCAGUCACCUUGGGCAGCCUCCUGGAUGACCAACACUGGCACUCAGUUCUCAUUGAGCGAUUCAAUAAACAAGUGAAUUUCACAGUGGACAAGCACAUGCAACAUUUCCGGACUAAGGGAGAUUCUGAUGAUUUGAAUAUUGAUUAUGAGCUCAGUUUUGGAGGAAUCCCAGUCCCAGGAAAACCAGGAACCUUCCUGAAGAAAAAUUUCCAUGGUUGUAUUGAGAACCUAUAUUACAACGGAGUCAAUAUCAUUGACCUAGCCAAAAGACGGAAACCACAGAUCCACACAGUGGGGAAUGUGACAUUUUCCUGUUCAGAACCGCCAAUCACCCCCAUCACUUUUGAGAGCUCCAAUAGCAGUUACUUACUGUUACCCGGCACUCCUCAGAUUGAUGGCUUAUCUGUCAGCUUCCAGUUCAGAACAUGGAACAAGGAUGGACUCCUCCUGUCUACUGAAUUGUCAGAAAAUUCUGGCUCGCUCUUGUUUUAUCUCAACCAUGGCAGACUGAUCCUCAACAUCCAAAAAGGAACAGAGAGAUAUGUGGGCAUCAGUGCAGGCAACAAUCUAUAUGAUGGCCUGUGGCACUCGGUUAACAUCAAUGCCAGAAGACAUCGCAUCACCUUAACUCUUGAUAAUGAUGUAGCAUCGGCUGUUCAUGCUACCACCGUUUCACAGAUUUAUUCAGGGCAUAGCUAUUAUUUUGGAGGGUGCCCUGACAAUUUUACCGAUUCAAAAUGUUCAAAUCCCAUUAUGGCUUUUCAAGGUUGCAUGAGGCUCAUCUUUAUUGAUAACCAGCCCAAGGACCUCACUUUAGUUCAGCAAGGCUCCCUGGGGAAUUACAGUGAUUUGCGCAUUGAUAUCUGUGCCAUCAAAGACAGGUGUUUACCAAACUACUGUGAACAUGGAGGAAAAUGUUCCCAAUCUUGGACAAUUUUCUUCUGUGAUUGUAAUGAAACUGGUUACACUGGAACAACCUGCCAUAACUCUAUUUAUGAGCAAUCCUGUGAAACUUAUCGACACCAAGGAAAAACAUCUGGUUUCUUCCACAUUGACUCUGAUGCGAGUGGUCCACUUCCCCCACUUUUGGUAUACUGCAAUAUAACAGAAGACAAGAUCUGGACAGUGGUACAGCACAAUAACACAGAAUUGACUCAUGUCCACGGAUUUGAUCCUAGGAAGCCGUACACCAUGAACUUCAGUUACAAUAGCAGUGGGGAUCAGCUGGAAGCAAUAACAAAUAAUGCUGAAUAUUGUGAACAGGAGACAAUUUACCAUUGUAAACAGUCACGUCUGCUGAAUUCCCCAAAUGGAAUUCCAUUUGUUUGGUGGGUUGGUCGUGCCAACGAAAAACAUCCUUACUGGGGAGGAUCAAUUCCAGGAAUCCAACAAUGUGCUUGUGGUCUAGAAGAAAGCUGUGUGGAUCUGAGAUAUUUUUGUAACUGUGAUGCAGACAGAGAAGAAUGGACCAAUGAUACUGGCUUCCUUUCCUUUAAAGAACAUUUACCUGUGAACCAGAUAGUUAUCACUGAUACGAACAGACCUAAUUCUGAAGCUGCCUGGAGAAUUGGUCCUCUUCGUUGCUAUGGAGAUAGACAGUUCUGGAAUGCAGCUUCUUUCAGCACCGAAGCUUCAUACCUUCUCUUCCCCACUUUCCAUGCCGAGUUCACUGCAGACAUUUCUUUCUUCUUCAAAACAACCAAAAUGUCUGGAGUCUUUUUGGAAAAUUUGGGAAUGAAAGAUUUCAUCAGGGUUGAAAUAAGCUCUCCUAAAGACAUCACUUUCACAGUUGAUGUUGGAAAUGGCCCUGUAGAGAUUACUGUUCAAUCCCCUAUGCCCUUGAAUGACAACCAGUGGCAUUCUGUGCAUGCUGAAAGGAAUCUUAGAGAAACCUCUCUUCAAGUUGACAACUUUCCAAAGAAGACUUUAGAAGCACCUGCUGAAGGACAUUUUCGAUUGCAGCUAAACAGUCAAUUAUUUGUAGGAGCAUCUGCAUCCAAACAGAAAGGUUUUAUGGGAUGCAUUCGCUCUCUACAUCUAAAUGGACAGAAACUUGACCUUGAAGAGCGAGCCAAAGUGACUCCUGGAGUCAAACCAGGAUGUUCAGGUCAUUGCAGCAGUUAUGGUAACCUUUGCCAGAAUGGAGGGAAAUGUGUGGAAAAACCCAAUGGCUACUUGUGUGACUGCACCAAUUCACCAUAUGAAGGACCAUUCUGCAGAGAAGAAGUCUCUGCAGUGUUUGAAGCAGACACUUCUAUUACCUACAUAUUCCAGGAACCUUAUCCUGUAACUAAAAAUGCAAGUUCUACAUCUUCGGCCAUUUAUGCGGGUACAUCCAUAUCCAAGGAAAACAUCGCUUUUACUUUCCUGACAGCAAAUGCUCCAAGCCUUCUGUUUUACCUCAAUGCUUCUUCUCAUGAGUAUCUGGCUGUUAUUUUGUCCAAGAAUGGAAGCUUGCAAGUCCGAUACAGACUGAGUAAAGACAAAUCUCUUAUUUUCACAAUUGAUUCUGGAAACUUUGCUAACAGAGAACUACACAGCGUGAAGAUAAAUAGAGAUGGAAGACAGCUGACUAUUCAGAUUGACCAGAUUCUCAAAGUCAAGCACAACUUUUCCUCCGAGGUUGAAUUCAGAGCCAUCAAAUCAGUGACCUUAGGGAAAGUGAUUGAUAGUCAGGGCCUGGAUCUGGAAAUCUCCAAGGCAAACUCCUUUGGAUUCAUUGGAUGCAUGUCAUCUGUGCAGUAUAACCAUAUUGCUCCAUUGAAAGCUGCCUUAAGACAUCCCAACUUAGCACCAGUGACAGUCCUGGGUUCGUUGUCUGAAUCAAACUGCAGGUCAUUGGUUGAAGUAGAUGCAAAUACAGCAACCUCAAUUUACUCUUCUUCAGAUCCAUUUGGGAAGGCCGAUGAUAAAGAACCACUCAGCAAUGCUGUCAGAAGUGAUUCAGCCUUCAUUGGAGGUGUUAUUGCAGUUGUGAUCUUCAUCAUCUUUUGCAUUGUGGCCAUUAUGAGCAGAGUCCUCUAUCGGCACAAACAGACUCAUCGGAACAGCCAGACGAAAGAAAAAGAGUAUCCAGAACACCUUGACCGUUCUUUUAAGACUGAAGUUGACUUACAGAACCCAGUGAGCGAAUGCAAACGAGAAUACUUUAUCUAAAAGACUUCCUCACUCCUUGUUACACUUUGGCAUUUCCAUGAUGAUGAUGAUGAUGGUAGUGAUGGUGGUGAUGGUGUUUUUAAUCCAUCUGUUACUUUGGAAUUUCCCCACUCUUUGGAAAGAACUAAUAGACACAGAAGAAAUAGGCAGAACUGUACUGUUCUCCAUCCAAGGUCACCAUAGAUAACACCUAACUGCUCAAGCAACCGUGUAUUCUAACUAAGUUCAUCAUUACAUGCAUGGUUGACUAUUUAGUUUCUGGAUUUCUGAGAUGUUGCUUUCUGGACCAUUUCAUGUUGGACCUGAGUGAUAUAUACUAGAGGUAAAGUGUGCAAGCUAAUUAUGUAGCAUUACAGCUAUUGCAACAAUGUAGUGUGAAAGAAUAAGAUCAAAUUAUCUCGCUAAAAAUGUAUUUAAGAUGAGCCAAAUCCUUUGUCCUGCAAAUAGGCAUAAUUCUGUAUCGUGUCUGUGGUGCUCUGCUGAAUUUGCAAACUAAGGAUCUGGAACAGCCUUUUUUCAUUCAUAUUCCUUUUGAUCACUUCUUUUCCUUCAAAACUGAAACAUUUGUCCAACACAAGGUCAGAGUUUGCAAGACCAUAUUACUUUCUGAAUGGGCAGGCUGGAGAGAACUGAGACCACUGGGAUAAAUCUGUCAAGUGUUUGCCCUCCUUGCAUAACCCCUUUACAUUCUGGGUCAAUUUGGUUCAAGAAUCACCUGGCACUCAAGGUGGACUUGUGUGACUAUGAGAAAUAAGCUUGGUUUUAUAAGAGGCAUCACUCAAUCACUCAUGUCCUCCAGGAUAGAAGAGUUUACAAGCCUGCAGUAGAGUUGGCCUAAAGAUGGGGAAGAGCAGAAACAGUUCCAUUGGGCUUGAGCACCAACAAUGCCUCUGGCAUUCCAAAAUAAUUUGUAAACGCUCUUCAUCUGAGGGCCACCCGGUUCUUGUCCUUUGAAGGGACGCUGUGUGGCUGGGUCAGAGGACCCCUGUGAGGAGGGCCAAAGAGGCGGGAGAUGUGUCAUGUGCUCAGGGUUUCAGCAAAUCCAGAGAGGCUGAAGCCUGCCCAAUGAAUGCUUAACCUCUGCUUUGGCCUCUGAGCAUCCCCUUUCCCAUUGGUUUCUUGGGGAAUGGCACUUUCCUCCUCAUUGGGCCAUUCUGCUCUCCCUCUUGGGCAAAAUCUUCCAAAGGACCUAAGGACCAAAAGGGGCUAAAGCAGUGCUCCUCUGUACCACCUUCAAAGUAGGUGUGAGUCAGGAGUUAUGCAACCUGCAGGCCCUUCAUGAAGCCACAUUUAAAUAGGGUCUAAGGGACUUCAGGGACACAGAAGGCUAGCCCCUCUGUCAUUUGUAGCUAAAAUUGCUCCCCCCCCCCCACAUCCCCAAAACACACAUGUAAAUGUUUACUUUUUUUUUCUUUCCCUAUUAAUUUUGAUCUGGAAGUUUUUGAUUUGAAAAUUGUCCUCCCUCCCUCUCUUUUAUUUUUAAUGUAGCAUCUAGAAUGGAGAGAAUUUUUCAAAUAAGGUGUUCAGUCUAGGGAAACAGUUCUGCCACAUUUCUGAUGAUGGUUAUAGUUGAGUAAAAUCAACAUUUUUUUCAGAAGUGGUACUUCCUAUGAUAGAAGCAACCAAAAAAUUGGGAGUGAGGGAGCUUUGCGACAUUUGCAUAGGUACCAACCUGGCAGUUUUUCCAUUUCAACAGAUUAAUGGGAAUGAUCAGAGAGAGAGAAAAAGAGAGAGAAAGAGGGAGAGGGAGAGAGAAUCCCCAUAUUAUGUUGUAGCAGUGUUUUGAUUAAGUCAAUGUAAUUUUGCUGUAAUGAAUGUUGACAUUACUUGCAGCAAUGAUUGUGGUAGGGAUUCUGGCUUGUGCAGGCUAUGCAUUUCCUGUCCCAAUUUAAAGCCUUUGUUAUAAUGUUUCUAUUAUAAACCACCUAUUGAAAAAGAAAAAAAAGCAUGCACACACACAGACACAUCCAUUAAAAUUUUCCAACAACCUUCUCCACUUUUAUGGAAGAAAACAUGGCCCUUUGGAAAAGAGGAUCCCUUCUUCCUCCACUCCCCCCACCCCACACAUUAUAGGGAAAAGACUAUUCAAUCAAAAGUCCAUCUCAUAAAGUUAAAUGCAAUCAAUAAUUUUUACUGGAUCAUGAAGCAAUAGCCGAGGCAAAGGCAUUAGCUCCCUCAAUUCACAGGCACUUUAGCAGCUUCUUAGGUAUUAGGACAUUGUGUAAUUUCUCACAUGAAUAAAUGGCUUGGUGAUGUUGCUGAGAAAUGACACUUGAACUUAAUUUGCAUGCAAAACAUUAAAGGUGGUGGCACCAAGCACUAGAUAUAUAAAUAUAAACAAAAACCCCACAGUUCAAAUGCCAAGGCUUCCCCCUGCAAAUGUGCUAUGAAAACAACGUGAAUUUUCUAAAGAACACAUUUUUAUCAAAACCAUCCUAUCUCUUUUUAAUAACAUGUAACUUAAUUUCCAAGAUGAGAUCCACACAUUUUUAAAUCGCUAAGGUUGAGAAAUACUGUUCUAGAUCAGUAUCUAGAUUCAUUUUUUGGUUCAUAUUUAUAUCCAUUUCAUUUUGAAUAUUCUAUCAAGGACUGACUGACUGCCUGACUGACUUAUUGAUUGAUUGAUUGACUUUAUUUAAAGUUUUAGGCCUCCCAUCUCCCGUACAAGAUGACUCUGGCUGGUUUAUGCUCCCUGAUGCCAGAGUUUUGCUAUUCUUUUUCAGCCAAGAAUCAUCUUUGGCCUGAGAAUGAAUUGAUCCAGGACAAAUAUUGCCUUAUACACUGUAAGCCGCCCUGAGUCUUCGGAGAAGGGCGGGGUAUAAAUGUAAACAAAAAAAAAACUUCAGUUUAAUUAUACUAUCAGUUUUGAGUGAGACUGUUAGUACAAUUAUUUUCAGUAUAUUUAAUUGUUUUUGCUGAUAUAUUAGAAAUUACAGUUGGACUCUAAAUUUGGAGGAUUUGAGGAAUCUCGCUUGGAGACUCUGGAAAGCCACAUCAACCUUGGAUUUUCAGAUUGUACAUCCCCAAUGUAAGAUGAGAAUGCAAUCAGACUUUGUGUGCUGCAUUGUGUGUGUCUGUGUGCUGAUGUGUCUAUUUCGCCAAAGAAAUACAUGUUUAUUCCUAAUAUCCCAUAUAGUCCUCUGUUCCUCUCAUCUGUGAAA